Molecule: messenger RNA, 1354 nt
Organism: Spinacia oleracea (spinach)
Lineage: Eukaryota; Viridiplantae; Streptophyta; Magnoliopsida; Caryophyllales; Amaranthaceae
Exons: 1
Coding region: 174-1208 (344 amino acids)
Cellular component (GO): membrane
Molecular function (GO): hexosyltransferase activity
Source: RefSeq, a predicted model, not a curated record
UUCAACUCCAAGAAACAACCAAAUCUCGUUUAUAGAAAACGAACAACAAUAAACUCCAUUUCCAUUUCGCAACUCACAAUUUAUACACUUUCCAUGUCAUUUUCAUGUUCAUAUUCACAUUGUUUAUGUAACAAAACAAACCCUCAAAAACCUUACAUUAUUAUUAUCAAAAUAUGAAAUCAUCAUCUAGUAUUAUUCCUACAACAACAAAGCAUAAUAGUAGUAAUGGCAAAAGAUUCAUCAUUUCUUGUUUCUUCUUCAUCUUGUUUCUUUGCACCUUAGCUUCAAUUAACGAGAUUCGAUUCGAGAGCUUAUCGAAUCUAAGCAAAUGUGCUUUCUCUCCUUCUCUUGUUUCUAACUCGUCCUCCUCGGAUUCUCUCCCGCUCUCUUUACGAACAAUCAAAUCCUCCUUUUCUUCUUCUACUUCUUCUUCUUCUUCUUCUUCGGGGGAGGAUGAGAUUCGGAUCCUCGUCGGUGUACUAACGUUGCCGGAUCAGUAUCAAAAACGACAUUUCUUAAGGAUGAUCUACGGAACGCAGUCACCGGAGGGAGCAAGAGUUGAUUUGAAGUUUGUGUUUUGUAACCUUACAAAGGAAGAUCAAAAAGUGUUGGUUGCCCUAGAGAUUAUGCGUUACGACGACAUCAUUAUCCUUAAUUGUCAAGAGAACAUGAAUAAGGGUAAGACGUACACUUAUUUUUCGAGUCUCCCUCAUAUAUUUAGUAACAAUGAGGGUCCUUACCCUCCGUACCACUACGUCUUAAAAACCGACGACGAUACGUAUUUUAGGUUGGAUAAUUUGGUCAAGUCCUUAAGGCCUUUGCCUAGGGAGGACUUGUACUAUGGAUAUGUUAUCCCGUGUCCUAGUAUGGACCCGUUUGUUCAUUAUAUGUCCGGAAUGGGAUAUCUCGUGUCGUGGGAUUUGGUGGAAUGGAUCAAGGAAUCAGAUAUCCCGAAAUCUCAUCUGGAGGGUCCUGAGGAUAAAAUAUUUGGAGACUGGAUGCGAAAUGGUCAUCGAGGUAAAAAUCGGUUUAAUGCUAAAUGGUCGAUGUAUAAUUAUCCAAUUCCGCACACAGGGUGUACCCAUGAACUAUGGCCGGAUACAAUUGCUGUUCAUCUUUUGAAGACACAAGAAAAAUGGAUCAAAACAUUGGAAUAUUUCAAUGUUACCAAACAUCUUAAGCCAUCGAAAUUGUACCAUAUUCCUUAGGGUGGAUUUUUAUAAUAUGAUUUUGGCCAUUCUUUUUUUAGUAUAUCGUUAUAAGUUUAUACAAAAUUUUAUUAUUCCUUUCCAAUUUUGAGUUAAUUACUUUUGUAUUGUACUUAGUAUUAAUUACAAGAGCCCUCAAGAUAAUA